Corticium candelabrum is the source of this 774-nucleotide messenger RNA. Its product is annotated as leucine-rich repeat protein soc-2 homolog. The record is from RefSeq and is a predicted model, not a curated record. Lineage: Eukaryota; Metazoa; Porifera; Homoscleromorpha; Homosclerophorida; Plakinidae. The coding region runs from base 1 to 753 and encodes 250 amino acids. Gene Ontology annotation, biological process: signal transduction. Gene Ontology annotation, molecular function: protein binding. The transcript has 3 exons.
AUGGCUCACGUUGGCAACUACGAUCUUGUUUGGCGGGUUGUUGCAGGAAAUGGAGAAAUAGCGGAACGUAAAGCGAAAAAAGUCGACGACGAAGAUGUGAGAAAUCCGCAGACGAGCGAUGUUGGACGUCGACUGGACCUUAGCAUGUUGUCUAUCGAAGAGAACUGGCUGAGUGAGUCACUUCAACAAGAAUCUUUCCAGUACUAUUCUAUCACCGUUUUGAAUCUCAACGACUGCGGUCUUAAAAGUAUUCCGAAUUUCAUCUGCAAUGUUACCAACGUUGUUCGACUCCGAAUACACUCUAACGAUCUCAAGACGCUGCCAGACACCAUCGGUGAUCUGCGAUACUUGGAAAGGCUCUCAGCGUAUGGAAACCAGUUGGAGUCUCUUCCCCGGUCUUUGUACAAGCUGCGCCAGCUAAAGAUUUUGCGUUUGGGAGGAAACAAGCUGCACAAUAGAGAUCUAGACAGAAUCCAAGGGAUGGUUGGACUCCAGCAGUUAUAUUUAAUACAAAAUCAAUACAUUACAUCUAUUCCACGUGACCUGAAUCUUAUGGACAACCUUACCGAGCUCAAUGCAGAUGAUUGUGGUAAUAGAGCUCUAGCUCCUGUACCUAGAUGGAGAGGUAGAGCUGUACAAAGAUUGUCGAAGUUACCUGAACCAUCAAGAUAUGAGGAGACAAGAUCCAGUGAGCUGACAGAUGAAACAAAACCAUUUGCAAAGGCAUUACUAGAUGACAGGUUGUGCCAUUGAAGAGGAUGUUAGACAUAUGCA